AAAUGGCAGUACUUAUACUGUUCUUCUAUCGGUCGUGCAAUGAUGUCUGAGACGGUGUUCGCUGUUUGCAGUAACUUCUUUGUGGCUGUAAUGUUGCAAACUGACCUGGCAGUUUAACCAUUAAGGAUUACCACUUUCACAGAGGACUUGGUGAACAGAAAGAUUAAAAGUCAGCAACGUCCAUGUGUGAACUACACUUUUUUCAAUGAUUCUCUAAUGGCCAGUUUCCCAGACACAGAUUAAGCCUAAUCUUAGACUAAGAAGAACUUUCAAUGGUGAAUCUCCUUUGAACAUGAUUUUUAGGCUUACAUUCUGUUUUAGGUACAUUCUGUUACAAGAGCCCACUCAACGAACCACCAUGGUCAAAUACUAUGUACUAUAUUCAAUACAUAAAAUAAUGCAAACAUUUACAUUUCAUUUUUUUGUCAUGUUCUUAACCGCUGGGCUACCUACCGCCUGCAUACACUUGUAUAUCACAUUUCACAACACGUUUACAAUGAUUUCACAUAUUCAGUGUAUUAGAUUAGCACUAACAAAGAAAUAAAUAAUUAUUUACCAAUUAGGUUUUCCUCAUUGAAAAGGGCCUUACCGCGUCAAUGACCCAGUUGCAUAGAACUCACCAUAGAACUACAGUGAAUGGCAGCCAGGUGUGCCCACAGACCUAAGGCUGUGUCCCAAAAGGCAAUCUAUUCCCUACAUAGUGCACUACUUUUGACCAGUGCAUGGUCCAAAAGUAGUGUCAUAUGAAGGGAAUAGGCUCCCAUUUGGGAAGCAGACCUCGUUUCCUGACCAACAUUCAUUGUCCUACUGUAUCUAUUCACGUAUGACCUCAGGCAGUAAAAUAUAUCAGAACUGUAACAGUGUUCCUAAAUAGAUCACUUUACUUCCUGGAUUACUUCAGAGUCAUUAAAUAGAAAGACUAUACUAUACUAUACUAUACUAUAGGGGGAUGGAGACACCACCAUCAUCACCAUCAUUAGAGUAAUAUCCCCCAAUUAAAGGUGGAUUUAAAAUCCUGGUGUUGUACUGCUCAGGUGACUCAGGUGCGCUCUAGUGUCAUAGAGACCAGGCCUGAGUCCCAAAUGGCCCCCUAUUUCCUAUAUAGUGCACUACCUUUGACCUGGGCCCUGGUAAACAAAAAAAGUAGUGCACUGUGAUGGGAAUAGGGUGCAUUUAGGAUGCAGACUAGGUUCCCUCGGGCAGGACUCCCAUACUCACGGGAACAGUAUCCUGACACCUGCUAUUGUUUUGUUUGUGGUUCUCUGGUAGAUAAAGGAACAGGUGAAGGGGGGUUGAGAGGGGGACAGGUGCGUCACACUUCUCUGGUUUCGCCUCUUUGGUUUCAUCAGUUCAGCCAGUACUGCCUGGGAGAGAGGGAGACACACAGAGAGAGAGAGAGAGCGAGAGAGAAAGAGAGAGAAAGAUAGGGAAGUGCGAUGAAGGAAAGGAUUUGCUGGUCUUGUGAAUUGCAGAGUCAAAUUCUUUCAAACGGUGCUGCAGAGAGAUAGAGAGGGGGAUAUUACUGAGAGAGAGGAGCUGGAGACAAGAUUACAUCAUUCAUACGCACACAGAGACAUACACUGGAAUAUUACUGCUUCAGACACACACACAGAGAAACAGACACAAAUACACAAAACACACUGCACCUAAAUAGAAGAGGACAUGAAGACUGGCAAGAAAUCCUUCAUAGCUUUCAUCAAGGAGAGGAAAAUUGGACUUAACGACUUCAUAUCGAGGCUGGUGUCAAACCCACAUAUGUGUCAACACUCUGAAGUUGACUUCCUCAAGAUCGAUGAGAACCAGAAUGAGAAGCUGGACAAUGCUGAGCUCUUAAAUCCGAUGCUACUGACCUCCCCCAGAAGCUCACUAGCUGAAGAGCUGGCGAUCAAACCAUGUGAUUUCGACUACCUGAAAAUCAUCGGCAAAGGGAGCUUUGGGAAGGUGCUGCUGGCUCGACACAGGGAGAGCAACGAGUAUUACGCCGUCAAGGUUCUACAGAAGAAAAUCAUCUUGAAGAAGAAAGAGCAAAAGCAUAUAAUGGCGGAACGAAGUGUCCUGAUGAAGAAUAUCAAACAUCCUUUCCUGGUGGGGCUGCACUAUUCCUUCCAGACUACUGACAAGCUGUACUUUGUGCUUGACUACGUGAAUGGAGGAGAGCUGUUCUAUCAUCUACAGAGAGAGAGGGUGUUCCUAGAACCCAGAGCCAGGUUCUACGCUGCAGAGAUCGCCAGUGCUCUGGGAUACCUCCAUUCCCUGCAUAUUGUUUACAGAGAUCUGAAGCCUGAGAAUAUCCUGCUAGACUCUGCGGGCCACAUCGUCCUGACAGACUUUGGCCUUUGCAAAGAGGGCCUUGCACCCACUGGGACCACCACCACCUUCUGUGGAACCCCGGAGUAUCUGGCCCCCGAGGUGCUGCAGAAGCAGGCAUACGACCGAACCGUGGAUUGGUGGUGCCUGGGAUCCGUGCUUUACGAGAUGCUCUAUGGACUGCCCCCCUUCUACAGCCGCAACACAGCUGAGAUGUACAACAAUAUCCUGAACAAGCCUCUUGUACUGAAGCCCAACGUGUCCAACGCAGGCAGAGAACUGUUGGAGGGGCUCCUGCAAAAGGACCGCACUAAGAGGCUGGGAGUGAAAGAUGAUUUUAUGGAACUGAAGUUCCACACCUUCUUUUCACCCAUCAACUGGGAUGACCUGAUGGCAAGGAACAUCACACCACCCUACAUUCCCUCAGUGAGCGGGCCUACGGACCUCAGGCACUUUGACCCAGAGUUCACCCACCUCCCUGUGACCUCAUCUCUGUGCAACACGGACGGCCUGCUGGUGACUAGCAGCAUCAAGGAGGCAGCUGGAGCCUUCCCAGGCUUCUCCUAUGGACCCGCUGACAGCUUCAUGUGAAGGACUCCUCUAUCCACCUCGAUCCUCAUCCCCUCCACAGUCGAAAGGGGGAAUAGAAACAGACAAACACUGCCUGGGACAAUGACCACGCACUGUUAGAGCAGUUUAGGAGGUUUGCAUGGCCUGCUAAUGGAAAUCCUGAGUGACAUGCCUAAGAGGCAUGAAAAGGGGGUCCAGAAAAUCCAGAUCUUGUUGGAUUGUUGCAUGAGGGGUGUAGAUUGCAUGGGACUCUUAUCUUCAACACCAAUGGCCCUACCUACCCACCCACCCCAAAACUGAUCCAAAGUGUGCCAAGGUGGGAAACAGAGAUUAUGUUUUGUACUACAGGGAGAAAGGACAUUUCUCUCAAAUCAAUGUGGACUACCACCACUGUCGGAGAUAAGGAUGAAGUGCCUGAAGUUUCAAGGCAGCGAGAACAGUACUGUACCCACAGAGCUAGGCAAGAAGAGCCGGCUGCAUCAAACCCGCAGACUUUCCAGUCUGUUUGGACUUAUGACCCUGGCGCUAGCUGUAGAGAGGUCCAUGCCUUCCUAAUCUUUCUGCAUUUAUUGAAGAUGUACAUGUCUGUUCGAGUCACAAUGCAUUUGUUAUCUGUUUGUUAUGUGAAUGGUCGAUUGCACUUGAGGAAACAAGGGUAAAGAAAAUGUUUGCGUUGCUUAAGCAUCCACUCUGUCUCUUGGUCAACUGCAUAUCUUUUCACCCACAAAAUCAUAUCUCAAACAAGUAGGAAAACACCAGAAUGGAUAAUGAAAUUUCAACAAUUUUGUUUUGGACCAAAUAGGGUACUAUGGUACCAUCUGAACCAAAUUCUACUGGUGGAUCAUUUUCGUCCAAAUACUGAUGAUAAUAAUAGAGCAAAUGAAUGCCGAUGCAUAGAAAGCAGACACGGAAUAUGUUAUUUUACAAGAAAUCUGCAUGUCAUGGCAUAGUAAUUUAAUUGUAAUCUUACCAAAUAAUGCAUUGGUUUACUAUUUUAAUGGUACUGUUCAUUUUACUACAGUAUUUCAGUUUGAGAAAUUACAAAGUACUCCUUUUAAAAACACAUUUUCCACUUGAAUCUUAACAAAAACCAUAGUAAUAUAUUAAGAAGCUCCAAAUGUUUAACUAUUUAUACUCCCUAUGUGAACAAAAUGUUCUUGCCUUUGUUCUUCUAAUACCUGCACUUUUACCCCCCUGAGACUGUGUUGACAUAUUGUGUUGACAUAAAUGUUUGUAGACUCAUUAAUAUAUUUUUUAUCAUAAAUACAGAAAAUGGAGUAUACAGUUUUACCAGCAAUAAUAGGUCUUCUGCAGUAAUAACACAUUAUAUCAAUCAUUGUUAUUCUUGCGAGUGAAAGUGAUUGCUGUUUUGCUGGCAAAACACUCUAGAGAAUCCAUUAUAUUGUUAUGUAUAUCCAUUUGCAUUGUGUACAGAACUCCUGCUAGAUUGAUAUAGAAAGGAACUGUACAUGCAUUUCGUUUUGUAAAGUGUGCCUGUCUGUUCCAGCCAUGUUACAGUAGGAUAGGUAGGCCUGAUCCAUUUGUAUCUAUUUCUUCCGUUAUCCUCAUGGUCUGGAGACCACGACCUGAAAAGCUGUGCUGCUGCAAUGACAAGAGCUUAGACUGAAAUUACUCUUUGUAAACAGCGCUAGCGCCGUUCAUUUACUGAUGGCCCUAAAUAGUGCAAUAACAUCGCAGGCUUGGCAAGAAUCACCUUUAAUUGAUCAGAGAUAUAUUUUUUCCAUUAGUCAUCAUGCCUUAAAAAAAUCAUCCUCUAAAAUGACAGAUUAUGGAAGAUCACAGUGUUUACCAGAUGUCAGUAGUCAAAAAAAAUUUAAAAAAAAGGGCAUGAACUGAUUUUAUUUUAUUUGGCCUUAACAGAUAUAACCUUGUAAUGGCUGACAGAACAAAUAUCUAUUCAUGAUGAAAAUCACGUUUUUUUUUAUUUUUAUAUAGUGUAAAUUGAUAAAGGACUGACACUUAAUUUGAUAUGUCACUUUAACUUCCUUGAUCCUACCAAGUCUGAAAAUGUUGGUCUGCAAAGAAGUAUUGACUCUGCAGUGAAUAUCUACAGACCAUUCUGUGGUACCGCUUCCUUCUUGUAGAAAAUUACAAACAACGCAAUACAGUUCUAGGUGAUUUUCUUCCAUAUUUGGAAGCUUUACAUAUGUUAUUUGUUUUUGUAUUUUAUUUCUCCAUAUAUAUUUAUUUACGUCAUGACACAAUGUACUGUAUGUUUAAAGACCAGAGGACAAAUUCCUAGUAUUGAUAAAUUAAAAUAUUGAAUUGUUAUCUGUUCAAAAUGGUAAAUAAAAUGUAUUGACCAAAUUCAAA
Molecule: messenger RNA, 5211 nt
Organism: Oncorhynchus mykiss (rainbow trout)
Lineage: Eukaryota; Metazoa; Chordata; Actinopteri; Salmoniformes; Salmonidae
Product: serine/threonine-protein kinase Sgk1
Biological process (GO): protein phosphorylation
Molecular function (GO): ATP binding; protein serine/threonine kinase activity
Source: RefSeq, a predicted model, not a curated record